Molecule: messenger RNA, 558 nt
Organism: Penaeus vannamei (Pacific white shrimp)
Lineage: Eukaryota; Metazoa; Arthropoda; Malacostraca; Decapoda; Penaeidae
Source: RefSeq, a predicted model, not a curated record
AUGCAGAUUCAGGAUGAAGAUUUUGCUGUACCGCAGGGAUAUAAGCUGCCAAAGCCGUCAGGACCAUCGUUUAAACCUGGAGGCUGUGGCAGCGGCCAAGUGCGCCAUGCUGACGGCAGAUGCGUCAGGCCUGAAGUACACAGCCGCGUGUUUCUGUACGAUGUGCCAGCGAAUCAAGGCCCUUCCACCCAACCAAAGUACGUUCCCAGACCUAAAUUGGAACGCAAUGUCAUUUUCGUGAGACUUCCGGAAGGGGCUCAAGGACCCGCCCCCAUCGUCGUUCCUCCUCCGCAGCAACAACACGUAGUUUUCGUUCUUAAUAAGCAGUCGGAACAAAAUCAGCAGGUGAUCGAGCUGCCUGCGCCGCCAGCAUCGAAUCCUGAAGUGUUCUUCGUGAAUUACGCGGAAGGAGAAAACCCAAGUCUCCCUAUUGGGGUAGACCUCCAAACUGCGCUGAAUUCCGCUUCUCAGGGCAGUGGUCAAGUUGUGGGCGGUGGAGGAGGAGGAGGCUUUGGAGGUUGGAGGCGGAAUUGGAGGUGGUAUUGGAGGCGGAGGUGA